AUGACCACCACUCCAGCCUCCUCUUCCACCACUACAACCGGAACCAAACUCCCUAUCCCAUUAUCCACAUCCGACUCAUUCACCACCGAUGGCACCCCAUUUGCCGAUCCCACUCUUUACCGUUCUCUUGUUGGCGCCAUUCAAUAUCUAACCAUUACUCGUCCCGACUUGUCCUACGCGGUCAACCAAGCCUGCCAACACCUUCACUCCCCUACCGAAACCUAUUUCCAAUUGGUUAAGCGAAUACUUCCUUAUGUCAAGGGAACAAUCUCUCAUGGGUUACACUAUACACAACCCACUACUUCUACCAUUUUAGGAUAUUCAGAUGCGGAUUGGGCACGGUGCAUUGAAACACGUCGGUCUACAUACGGUUAUUCAAUUUUCUUAGGCGGUAACUUGGUAACAUGGAGUGCGAAGAAACAACCAACUGUGUCACGAUCGAGUUGUAAGUCGGAAUAUAGGGCAAUGGCUAAUGCUGCAGCCGAAAUUGUUUGGGUUACUCAUUUGUUAAAGGAACUUCAUGCUCUUCCUCAAACUCGACCAACUUUGCUGCGCGACAACAAAAGUGCUCUUUUCAUGAGUCAAAAUCCAGUUUCUAACAAACGAGCCAAGCACAUCGAUUUAGACUAUCACUUUGUUCGGGAGUUAGUUAUGUCUGGAAAAUUACACACCAAGUUUAUACCAACCAAGCUUCAACUGGCGGACAUUUUCACAAAAAGCUUACCUCGACCACUUUUUGAGCAAUUUCGAUAUCAACUUCGAGUUCUUCCGCCGCCGUUUCGCUUGAAGGGGGAUAAUAGAAUAAAUCAAUAA
Messenger RNA from Helianthus annuus (common sunflower), 813 nucleotides. RefSeq lists its product as uncharacterized. The record is from RefSeq and is a predicted model, not a curated record. The coding region runs from base 1 to 813 and encodes 270 amino acids. NCBI's taxonomy places the organism in Eukaryota, Viridiplantae, Streptophyta, Magnoliopsida, Asterales, Asteraceae. The transcript has a single exon.